Galeopterus variegatus (Sunda flying lemur) is the source of this 748-nucleotide messenger RNA. It is a transcript of the gene TAFA3, whose product is annotated as family with sequence similarity 19 (chemokine (C-C motif)-like), member A3. Lineage: Eukaryota; Metazoa; Chordata; Mammalia; Dermoptera; Cynocephalidae. The transcript is spliced from 6 exons. Gene Ontology annotation, molecular function: receptor ligand activity. Gene Ontology annotation, biological process: negative regulation of microglial cell activation; neuroblast differentiation; regulation of neuroblast proliferation. The record is from RefSeq and is a predicted model, not a curated record. The coding region runs from base 198 to 599 and encodes 133 amino acids.
GGACAGGGCUCCGGACAAGACAGCACCCGAGCUGGCAGCUCCCGCCUGGAGUCCACCUUUCGGGGUCUUGGUGUCAGGCUCAGAGGCUCAGAGGACCUCAGGGUAGCAGGUCGAACCAGUGGGCACUGCCGUGGGGCAGGUGGAGUGAGUCUGAGGCCAGUAGAUGAACAGACAGAAGUUGAAAGGUCUAAAAAAGGAUGAGUGAGAGGGCUGCGCAGAACUGGAGCACAGGUGGCUGGCUGUUGGUACUGUGCCUGGCCUGGUUGUGGACCCUCUUAGCCUCGGCUUCCUCUCAGCCUCCUACUACGACAGUCCUCAUGAAGCAGGGCACCUGCGAGGUGAUUGCUGCUCACCGCUGCUGCAACCGGAACCGCAUUGAGGAGCGUUCUCAGACUGUCAAAUGCUCCUGCUUUUCUGGCCAGGUGGCUGGCACCACGUGGGCCAAGCCCUCCUGCGUGGAUGCCUCCAUCGUCCUGCAGAGGUGGUGGUGUCAGAUGGAGCCCUGCCUGCCGGGGGAGGAGUGUAAGGUGCUCCCGGAUCUGUCGGGAUGGAGCUGCAGCAGUGGACACAAAGUCAAAACCACCAAGGUCACACGAUAGCUCUAGGAGUCAUGGCCCAGACUGGACAAGCUCGAAUGAGCUAUGGACUGAAGAAUGCUAUCCAGUCAUCAGCCAGCAAAUAUGGAGAUUCACUUACCUGGACCCACACUCCAUGCCAUAUGCAACAUCAGGCUUUCCAGGGGCAUUUC